UUCGGAGGGGGGAUGGCUGUGAUGAUGUUUCGGCAAGGACUCGAGUCACCUCGCGAGGCGAUCAACCUUACGUUCGAUCUCGAUCAUACACUGUAUCUCCAAAUUGCUCGGUGGGCUAAGCGCAAGUCGUCACCAAAGUAUGUAGAUUUGGAACAAAGUGUCUGUGUGUCGUUCGCUCAUCUCCCUAGUCUCUUGCCAAAUCCACCGGAAGAUGAUCAGCCGACUCCGUUCGAGAAACUUACGAUGGAUUCGAAAUGCUCGUGGCCCGCAACUGGGGACCUUUCACUGCAGACAAAACGGGAUGGGAAGGAUUUUAUUAUUCCACUAGCUCCACCCAUUUUCGUUACUCCAGACAAUUGCGUUGAUAUCUCCGCAUUCAUCAGAAGCGGAGAAAGUGCCUUUUCGGUGGUCCAACAGAGCAACAUGUCAGACUAUAUGUUCAUUCUCCACGCCCAUCAUCCCACGCCUGCGCAGCUUAGCUAUCUUGCUUCCUGCAGACAGAAGCGUGAGGAUUGG
Molecule: messenger RNA, 516 nt
Organism: Suillus plorans
Lineage: Eukaryota; Fungi; Basidiomycota; Agaricomycetes; Boletales; Suillaceae
Exons: 3
Source: RefSeq, a predicted model, not a curated record